AUUUAAUGUCACUGGCUCGGGCCCUCGAUGGGACUUCAUCUGCCAUAGUUUUUGGAAGUUGGGCAGUUGAUAGAGGCUUCAGAACUCCAGCCCAAUGGAUCCCAAACUUGGGAGAAUGGCUGCGUCCUCGCUCCUGGCGCUGCUGCUGCUGCUGGAGGGAGGGAUGUUCUCGUCCUCCCCGCCCGCGGGGCUGCUGGAGAAGCUCUUCCAGUACAUCGAUCUCCAGCAGGACGCGUUUGUGCAGACGCUAAAGGACUGGGUGGCCAUUGAGAGUGACUCCGUGCAGCCCACGCCUCGGUUCAGACGAGAGCUCUGCAGAAUGAUGGCCGUGGCCGCCGACAAGCUCCGGCGCCUGGGAGCCAGCGUGGAUUCCGUGGACACGGGGUCGCAGCAGCUGCCUGACGGUCAGAGUCUUCCAAUACCUCCCAUCAUCCUGGCCGAGCUGGGGAACGGCCCGAAGAAACCCACCGUGUGCUUCUACGGCCACCUGGACGUGCAGCCUGCUGCCCGGGGGGACGGAUGGCUCACGGAGCCCUACGUGCUGACGGAGGUGGACGGAAAACUUUACGGACGAGGAGCCACAGACAACAAAGGCCCGGUUUUGGCGUGGAUUAAUGCCGUGAGCACCUUCCAAGCCCUGGAGCAAGAUCUCCCUGUGAAUAUCAAAUUCAUCCUUGAGGGGAUGGAAGAGGCCGGUUCUGUCGCCCUGGAGGAGCUUGUUCAAAAAGAAAAGGACCGAUUCUUCUCUGGCGUGGACUACAUCGUGAUUUCAGAUAACCUGUGGGUCAGUCGAAGGAAGCCAGCGGUCACCUACGGGACCCGCGGGAACAGCUACUUCACGGUGGAGGUGAAAUGCAGAGACCAGGACUUCCAUUCGGGGACCUUCGGUGGCAUCCUUAAUGAGCCGAUGGCUGAUUUGGUUGCUCUUCUUGGUAGCCUCGUAGACUCGUCUGGUCAUAUCCUAAUCCCUGGAAUCUAUGACCACGUGGCGUCUCUUACAGAAGAGGAAAAGAACAUAUACAAAUCCAUCGAUCUGGACCUAGAAGAAUACCGGAACAGCAGCCAGGUUAAGAAAUUUCUGUUUGAUACAAAGGAGGAAGUUCUCAUGCACCUGUGGAGGUACCCGUCUCUUUCUAUUCAUGGCAUCGAGGGUGCGUUUGAUGAGCCCGGGGCUAAGACCGUCAUACCUGGCCGAGUUGUAGGAAAAUUUUCAAUCCGGCUCGUCCCUCACAUGAAUGCGUCUGUGGUGGAAAAACAGGUGAAGCAUCAUCUUGAAGAUGUUUUCUCCAAAAGAAAUAGUUCCAACCAGAUGGCCGUUUCCAUGGUACUAGGACUGCCCCCGUGGAUCGCAAACAUCAACGAUAGCCAGUAUCUUGCAGCCAAAAGAGCGAUCAGAACAGUGUUUGGGACAGACCCAGAUAUGAUCCGGGACGGAUCAACCAUUCCAAUCGCCAGAAUUUUCCAGGAGAUUAUCGGCAAGAGUGUGAUGAUGCUCCCGCUAGGAGCUGUGGAUGACGGGGAACACUCUCAGAACGAGAAGAUCAACAGGUGGAACUACAUAGAGGGGUCCAAGUUAUUUGCUGCCUUUUUCCUAGAGUUAGCCAAGCUGCAUGAAUAACUACGGGACCUUCCGGUUUCAUCUGACCCACUGACCGAUGCCCUUCCCCAGGCCCC
Molecule: messenger RNA, 1674 nt
Organism: Propithecus coquereli (Coquerel's sifaka)
Lineage: Eukaryota; Metazoa; Chordata; Mammalia; Primates; Indriidae
Gene: CNDP1
Product: carnosine dipeptidase 1 (metallopeptidase M20 family)
Exons: 13
Coding region: 95-1618 (507 amino acids)
Biological process (GO): proteolysis
Cellular component (GO): cytosol
Molecular function (GO): metallodipeptidase activity
Source: RefSeq, a predicted model, not a curated record